CGUUUUCUCGCUUCCUGUGUUUCUCUGAUUACAAUGCCUAACGUCUCGGCCUCGGUUGGUCGCUAAACGAAACGCGCGGAUUUCCAUCUGCUUUUCGAUCGAAACGUAUGCCCUUCUUCUUUUUGUGAUUAAAUUGAAACCAUACGAUUCUGAUGCGAUGCACUGAGAGGCGGUAAUGCACUCCGGCGACAACAACGCAGGAAUGACCGGAUCAUUUAGAAUAUCGCCGGAGGAAUCCGUUGUUAUCACGGUGAACUCCGUCGAGAAUGAUUGUUCUUCCGACGGAGAUGGGAGCUUGAAGGUCUUCGGAGCCAGGGCGGCAUCGAAUGAGGGAAAUGCACCGUCGGCGGCGAGCUUUAAGCAGGACAAGCGGGAUGCUGGAAAAGGAAACGAUAAAGAAAAUUUUAUAGAACUUAUCGUGGAGUGCAGCGGUGAGGACAAGGUUUGUCGGAUCUGUCAUUUGAGACCAGAGAUAGGAGAAUCAGCGGCGGCGGGUUGGAAGCUGAUCCAGAUUGGCUGCGGCUGCAAGGGAGAAUUGGGCCACGCGCACCGCCGCUGCGCGGAGGCUUGGUUUAGGCUAAAGAGAAAUAGGAUUUGUGAAAUCUGUGGGUUAAGCGCAAAAAAUGUUUUUGGCGUGGAAGACAGCAGCUUCAUGGAACUAUGGAAUGAAGGCAGAAAAGACACAGAAGAUAGUGUUCGCUGCUGUACUCGCAAGUCAGUCUGUAAUACCUUGCUGUAUUUCAUUGUGGGAGCUUUCGUAGUUUCAUGGUUCUUCAGGCCUAAAUUUUUCUGAUGAUUUCUCUUGUUUUUCUCUUCUGUCUGGACACAUUUUAUUGGGUAAAGCUUGA
Dendrobium catenatum is the source of this 848-nucleotide messenger RNA. RefSeq lists its product as uncharacterized. Lineage: Eukaryota; Viridiplantae; Streptophyta; Magnoliopsida; Asparagales; Orchidaceae. The transcript is spliced from 2 exons. The record is from RefSeq and is a predicted model, not a curated record. Gene Ontology annotation, molecular function: zinc ion binding. Bases 176 to 793 code for a protein of 205 amino acids.